Telopea speciosissima is the source of this 1279-nucleotide messenger RNA. Its product is annotated as protein NEN4-like. The transcript is spliced from 5 exons. The coding region runs from base 232 to 1092 and encodes 286 amino acids. NCBI's taxonomy places the organism in Eukaryota, Viridiplantae, Streptophyta, Magnoliopsida, Proteales, Proteaceae. The record is from RefSeq and is a predicted model, not a curated record. Gene Ontology annotation, molecular function: 3'-5' exonuclease activity; nucleic acid binding.
GUUAGAAUUCACUUCUGGAUUAUCAAUAUUCCUGCCCAACUGUAAUUGAUUUGCAUACGACAUCUGCAUGAAGCGAAGAACGCCUUCCUUCAAACUCUAUACUUGAAGUACAAGACAAUCCAUCUCAAGAUGGCAAGGCAUUCUAUUCAUCUCUCAUAAUUUAUAAACCAACCUGAUCACAAUGACAACAAUGGUUAACAGAAUCUGAAUUCAAUUAUUAAGGCAAAAUUAAUGGUCUUUGAUUCGAGUGGGAUUGAGAUGGCGGCGAGUACUAGUUCGAGUUGGGGAGGAAGAGGAGCAGAGAUUGUGUUUUUUGAUUUAGAAACAACAGUACCCAAUAGAGGAGGACAAAGGUUCUGGGUAUUGGAGUUUGGUGCAAUGGUGAUCUGCCCAAGGAAGCUGGUUGAGCUAGAGAACUAUUGCACCCUCAUCAGACCCAAGGACCUUUCGGUUGUUGCUCUUAAGUCCGGUCGAUGUGAUGGUAUAACACGCCAAGCAGUUGCGAAUGCCCCUACCUUUGAGGAUGUUGCAGAUCAGAUCUUUGGCAUCUUGAAUGGUCGAGUUUGGGCUGGACAUAACAUCAAGAGAUUUGAUUGUGCUCGGAUUAAGGAGGCUUUUGCUGAUAUUGGCCGGCCGCCUCCGGUGCCGGUUGGAAUAAUUGAUUCAUUGGGGGUGUUGAGCCAGAAGUUUGGCAGGAGAGCUGGUGACAUGAAGAUGGCAACAUUGGCGGCUUACUUUGGGCUUGGCCAACAAAAGCACAGAAGUCUCGACGAUGUCAGGAUGAACUUAGAGGUCAUCAAGCACUGUGCUACCGUUCUAUUCUUGGAGUCGAGCUUUCCAGCUGUGCUAGCUAAUAACUCUCAGGGAUCUCCAACUGUAGUGACAAGAAGUAGGAGUAACAGAAGGUUAUCAAAUGGAGAAGAAACAAGCAGAAAGUCUCCUCAUACUCCUCUUGGGUACCAGAGAGGUGUUCCCUAUACAAGGGGAAAGUUUGGAAAGAUGACACAGAAGGUAAAGGAUCUCCUGUGUAAAGCCCAGAACAACCAACCUCUGACUAGCUUCCUCAAGCAUUCUCAUUCACUAUUGAGAUGAUAGGAGUAAGAGGCUUCAGACCCUCAUGUCUCCAGAUUCUCCACUCUUCUUCUACUGCCUGAAGAAUUAAAUGUGUUAGGUCACAGAGGGAAGAGUUUAAACAGCUUCACUUUAUCCACUUUUAGUGACCAAUUGAAAUCCAGAAAUUUGAAGCAGCUCUUUCUUGAAAAAAGGAGAUCCCCCCCGC